This is a messenger RNA of Ruditapes philippinarum (Manila clam), 3956 nucleotides long. RefSeq lists its product as uncharacterized. The record is from RefSeq and is a predicted model, not a curated record. Gene Ontology annotation, biological process: signal transduction. Lineage: Eukaryota; Metazoa; Mollusca; Bivalvia; Venerida; Veneridae. Gene Ontology annotation, molecular function: cysteine-type peptidase activity; protein binding. The transcript has 16 exons. Bases 288 to 3674 code for a protein of 1128 amino acids.
GUUAUAGGUCAAGGACAUGUUUAUCGCAACUUUCGUUUUAAUCCGCGAACGGGGAAGUAGGUCAGCAUAACAAUAUAUAUAUAGUGAUGUAAAUGUUGUGGCAUUAAAUAUUGAUAUUGAUUUUUCAAUAAAACUUUUUUUAGCUUAAAGUUGAUACUGUUUAAGAUUUGCAUGCUUGGUUGGCGAUUAUACAUGUACAUUGUAUGUACAUAUUUAUUUUAAGAUACAUGAAAUGUUAAAGUUAUCGUUUAAAAGGUAAAAUUUUAAAGGGGUGGAUACCGGACGGGAUGAUGGAUAUUGACAACGAAAUGACAAAGCUUGAUGGGACCUCUAUAAACAUGGAGGAUCUCGAUCUAGCUUUUGAUCAAUGGGUACAUACAGAACGAAGAAUCACAAUAACCCAUUGUGCCCCGGAUAGUUUAAUGGCAGAACAAAUGAAUGAGAAGGAUACGGUUUAUCCAAUUACACGGUAUGUAAGAGGCAGGGUUCUCCUGUUGUCAAAUGCAAGUUAUCAAGCCUUGCGAUUGCUGAAAGAUCUUUUCACGCAGAUGAACUACACCGUUAGAAUUGAAACAGGGAAAUCUGAAAAAGAUAUUCGUGGUAUUAUCAAUUCGGAAGCACACAAUGAAGACAACAGAUACGUAGAUUCAUUUGUCGUGAUAAUAUAUGGAACACCAGACGACUUCGAAUUUGACUACAUACCAACAACUUUAAAUGACGAAAAUGCACCACUACUGAGAGGAAAGCCUAAGCUUAUAUACGUAAUAGGUGACGAUAGUAUAGUUAGACAGAUAGAGGAGGUUGGAAAAAAGAACCAAGACCCAGACUUUUUGUCGGUAUCGACAGGAUUUAAUGGAAUAAUGUUCUACAUAUUUAUUCUAUGUGAGUUUGCACAUGAGCUGUCUGCACAAAACAUUUGGAAACUGAUGUUACAAAAUGCAAGCAUCCAUAGAUUUGCAGCUUCAACACAUUACACACUGAAGAAAGAGUUUUACUUUUUCCCUGGACUAACUUCUUCAGUUUUUCCUGACGAAAUUGAGAAAAUGGACCCAGAAGACAUGCAGUUAUACACGAAAAUGUUAGAAAAGGGAAAAGUAAAAACAUAUAAUAUACGACUGAUGUUUGUUGGCUUGUAUGGCGCGGGAAAAACGAGUACAGCACGAUGCAUUUUGGGACAGAAAAUUGAUGACGUCACAAGUACUGACGGAAUAGAUGUGCAUACUGGAAGAUGUAAAGUAGAUAUCAGAAGAAGAAAAUGGGAGAUAUACAACGAUACACCAGAAAGUUUGACACAUAGGAAAUUGAAGGAUCUUCACUUCGCUGACGAGACAACACAGGAGCAGCUUCCUGACAUUAAAAACCUAGAAUUUCGAGAGCCAAGAUUACAGAGGGGAACGAGUGAAGACAGCCCAAGUGCAAUGGAAAUGGAUGAAGACAAUGACCAUACUUCAAAGUCGCAUAGAACAAGAACUCUAAGCAAUAAACGGUCAAUUGAUGAAUGUGAUGAUGAUGACUUGGAUGAUGAUGCAUCUAGCUUAGCGUCAUCCAGUGCAUCUACUUCAUCGGUUACAAGUGAAUUUCGACGAAUGAAUGUGCGAUCAAUAUCAUCAACUUCAUAUUCUGACGAUUUUGAAAUUGUAAACGAUGAGAUGGGAAGCAUGAAGAGAGCUCGCCAAGCCCUGACAGCUGACACUCCAAACAAGGGAACACAGUACCAAGAGGCUCUUGUCUCAUUUUGGGACUUCGCUGGUCAGUUUGUUUAUUAUGCAACUCAUCAACUCUUCUUUAGUCCACGAUCGAUAUAUCUGCUUGUUUUGAAUAUGGAGGACGAUCUUCAGAAAACAUUAAAUGAUUGGUAUAUGGAUAUAAGAGGAGAACAAUCGAUUGAGACAAAGGGUGGGAUCAACUUCUGGCUAAGAUCUAUUUUUACAUAUGCUAAAGGAUCGUCUUCUGGAAUACCUCCUAUUGUAAUUGUUGGUACACAUGGCGACAAACUGAAAGGGAACGAUGCAGAAAAAAUGAAAAAAGGAAAAGCGUAUUUCCGAAAGAUUAGAAACGUUUUCCAAGGAUCACCACACUUAAAUAAUAUUCGGCAUGAAUUUUUCCUUUUAGACAACACAAAACAAGACACAGAGUUAGAGAGAUUAAAAGAUACAAUAUUAUCUAUCUCAGAAACAAUGCCGUACUGGGGAGAAUUGAUUCCAGCGAAAUGGCUUGAACUCGAGCAAGUUCUUGAUGAGAAGCGAUUAGAGGGGAAACCGUUUAUAACUAUGAAACAACUUGUUCAACUUGAUAACACACUUGCCAGUCCAUUGAAAGAUAAAAAACAGCUUCAGCUUUUCCUCAAGGCGCAUCAUGAUACGGGCUCUAUUAUCCACUUCGGUGAUUCUGACAAAUUAAACAAGUUCAUCAUUCUGCAACCCCAAUGGAUCAUAAAUGCCUUCAGAAGUCUCAUUGGCGCAACAGAUUUUAGAACAAAGUAUGGAAAUUUACAGAGUCAAUGGGAAGAAUUCAAUGAAAAUGGAAGACUCACAUCUGAGUUUGCAAGGCAAAUUUGGAAAUUGGAUGAGGAAAAUAGCUUUUUAAAAAAUUCUGAUCUUCUUCUUGAUGUUCUGGAGAAACUAGAUAUCAUUGCAAUGGCAUCAGUACUGACUGAGGAUGGUGAAGCUGUUAGAAAACUGGAUUUUUAUUACGUUCCAUGUAUGCUCAAAGAAAUCCCACCAAUCACCUUACUACAAAAGCAGGAAAGAAUUGGAUCGUUCAGUACACCUGUUCUGUGCUUGAGCUUUUGUAAUGACUUUAUGCCUCCCGCAAUCUUCUACCGUGUUGUGGCAUUAUGUAUUGGCAAGUGGCCAAUAGCUAAGAACGGAAAGAAGAUUUUGAUGUAUUGUGGUUGUGCUGUGUUUGAGGUUAACUACGGAAAAGGAGAGGAUCUUCAUAGACUCUAUCUGUUUAGCAAACAAUCAAAAAUUGGUUUGCGAAUAACAAGAUACAGUUCAAAGAAAGCAGGUAUGGUUGAUCCAAAUAUUUGUGACCGGGUUCGUCGCUUCAUUACAUCGGCUGUGAAGAAAGAGUUCAUGCGUUUUCAAGUUGAACAAAGUUCAGAGGAAGCACGCUAUUUUUCUUAUGAAUUACAAUGCAAGGAAACGACUGAAGACGAUAUUUUAGAUGAAGGAUUGCAUAAUGAAAAGGACCUAUUAAAUGCUGUAGGAACAGACUUCUUCUGCGCCGAGCACUCGGACAAAACUGACCCCCACUCGUUAAAGCCAGUCGAAAUGCUUCAUGAAUGGUUUAAUGGAAAGAUCCCUCGAGGCAUUCCUUUGGAAGGUCCAAGUGUAUUUGAUACAUGGGUCGUAAGAUUACCAGAAGAGUUGAAGCAAGAGUAUAUAACAGAGAAAACAUUGUCGAGACUGACAAAUGCAAUCGGGAAAGAUUGGAAAAGGCUGAUGAAAGUUAUGAAUGUCAAGGAUGUUCCAGUUGAGAAAAUAGAAGAAAACUACCCUGAAAAUGAAAGAUAUCAGAAGUUUCAUGCUCUUCGCCUAUGGAAGUCAAAUAAAGAGAAGGAUGGCGGAAGAACAUCUAAUAUGGAUCUAUUGCAAGAUCUAAUGAAGGCUGCUAAGGAAGGCAUAGACAUUGACUUUGAGGAGGUUCAGAAUGUAUUUGACGAGAUUUAACUUAAAAUUUAAUAUUUGAAAUUGGAAAUAUUUCUUUUGUCAAAAUUAACAUUCGUAUGUAUAACAUAGAUAUGAUAUCAGUUUGGAAAGAAAGAGAAAACAUUUUUAUUUCAAAUUUGUAAAAUAUUGUUCCGUUUAAUUGUUUACCAUUAUACGAGUUAAGAAAUCAUAAAUGAUAAUCUUAUGUUUUAUUCGAUUUGAGUUAAAUUCUUUCUUCAGUCAUUAUAUAAUUAUCUAUUAAUUUAAUAUAUAUUACAAAAAUAAAAUUGUUUAUUUUGUAAA